AUGGUCGCCUCAGUCGUCGUCUGCUGCCCCACGAGCUUUGAAGGGGGCGUGCUCUCACUCGUAGACAACCGUGGCAUUCAAAUCGACUUCGACUGGAGCCAGUCCGCCCUUGCGCCUGAAAACAACCCCGACAGAGGCAGCGCCGACGCAGGCGGCACCGACCAGGUCAUGAACUGGGCCUGCUUCUUCUGUGACGUGGACCACGAAGUCUCGCCGGUCACAAAGGGCACCAGGUUGACACUGACGUACGACGUGUGCAUCGAAUCCACUGACAGCGAACGUGGCGACAGCAAACGUGGCGGUGGUGUCAAGGCGGAGGUCGAGGAAAGGUCGGGCGAGAGUUCGGGCGAGAGUUCGGACGAGAGUUCGGACGAGAGUUUUGGGGACCAGAAGUUCGAGGUUGAGCAGAAGCCUGAGGUUGAGCAGGGCAAAUGGAACGAGAUAGCGGUUCAGAUAGCGAGCAAGGUGGAGUCUCGCAAUGAGGAGCAGUUGUUAAUCCUGUUGGACAAGCUGAACGGCGCGCACCGCUACGGUUACUAUCCGGCGCAUGAUUACGCUUUCGGGGCCACAGACACUUGGACGGGUGAAAAGGACUGGGAGUCGCAGCUGAAGGGUGUGGACCUGCAGGUGUACAGAGCGUUGACGAAGCGUGAGUGGGUCGCCAAACUGUUAGUGCUAUACGCCGACUUGGAUUUAUACGGACCCGCGGUCCACUUCAACGUCGGCCAUAGCCCUGACGACCCGGUGAGCAUGGAGGAUGCUAUUGACUUCGAAGAGUUGGAGACGUUGCGAAGCAUUACCGAACUCCGAAUGAUCAAUAUCCCGCAACGAGAUCCCUCUACCAUCUACCGCUACUCAUUCUGGUACGGGUACACCGGUAACGAACCCAUCGAGAAACGAGACUCGUACUACGCUCGAACCGUCCUCGUUUUCAGCAAGUCACCAAUCACAAACGACAAAAAUCACACAGCGUUGUAA
Molecule: messenger RNA, 978 nt
Organism: Gregarina niphandrodes
Lineage: Eukaryota; Apicomplexa; Conoidasida; Eugregarinorida; Gregarinidae
Exons: 1
Coding region: 1-978 (325 amino acids)
Source: RefSeq, a predicted model, not a curated record